Colletotrichum karsti is the source of this 1536-nucleotide messenger RNA. Its product is annotated as cytochrome P450. The transcript has 4 exons. Lineage: Eukaryota; Fungi; Ascomycota; Sordariomycetes; Glomerellales; Glomerellaceae. The record is from RefSeq and is a predicted model, not a curated record. The coding region runs from base 1 to 1536 and encodes 511 amino acids. Gene Ontology annotation, molecular function: heme binding; oxidoreductase activity, acting on paired donors, with incorporation or reduction of molecular oxygen; iron ion binding.
AUGACGAAGUCGAACAUCCCGGAGCAGCUCUGGGUUCAGCUGAGCAAACUCCCCACUCUGUCAUUCACCAACAUAAUCAUUGGCUUCCUGAGUCUCAUACUCUUCUACGUCGCCUGCAGAUCAUUCUACCACCUCUACCUCAGUCCCUUAUGCCACUACCCCGGCCCCAAGCUCUGGGCCGUCUCCCGCCUGCCAUGGAAUUACGUCAACAUGAAGGGCCGCAUCACGUGGCGCAUCCGCGAGCUACAUGAGCAGUACGGCCCCGUGGUGCGCAUUGCACCCGACGAGCUCUCGUAUACAUCCUCCGCGGCGUGGAAGAAGAUUUACGGUCAGCGCAGUCCCGAGUUCCCCAAGGCGCUGGACGGCCGCGGCAUCGCGCCCGCGAAGCUCAAUGGCCACAAGACGUUGAUGACGGAGACCCAGGAGAGACACCUGAGGUUGAGGAGGGCUAUCAACCCGGCCUUUUCGGAGCGUGCGCUGCGCGAGCAGGAGGAUUAUUUCCAGAAUCACUCGGAUAAUCUCAUCAGGCAGCUGCGGAAGAGGUGCAAGGAAGGGCCGGUUGAUCUGUCCAACUGGUUCAACUUGCUUGCUUUCGACAUCGUGUCUGACCUGGCGUUUGGUAUCCCCGCAGGAUGCAUCGACAACGCAGACCAGCCUUGGAUCCGCGCCAUCAUGACGCGCGCCACCAGCUACGUCUGGAUCCAGCUCGCGGUGCAAUACGGCUUUUUCGAUCUCCUAUCCUACAUCACUCCCCGCCGCAUCACCGAGGCGCGCAAGAAGCACAUUGCCCUUUCAGAGGCCAAGGUGCGCCAGCGUAUCGAGGCCAAGAAUUCCGGCAAGGACUUCAUGUCGUACAUCCUCGACAAUAAGGACGAGAAGUUGUCAAACGUCGAGUUGACCAUGCUGGCCGGCACCUUCGUCGUUGCGGGCAGCGGAACGACCGCCGGAGGGAUGUCUGGGCUGACAUGGUUCUUGCUUCACAACCCGGACAAGCUCGAGAAGCUGCGGGCUGAGAUCCGAGGGACGUUCAAGACAAGAGAGGAGAUUACCAUGGUUUCGGCGCAGAAUUGCAAGUAUCUGCGUGCGUGCCUCAACGAGGCCAUGCGUCUUUACCCUCCCACGCCCGGAUCUCUGCCCCGUUGGGUUCCUGGUAAGGGAGAGGAGAUAGAGGGUCGAUGGGUUCCGGGAGGCUAUGCGGUUGCGGUCAACCAAUUUGCCGCAGGCCAUUCCAAGCAUAAUUUCCAUCGUGCCGGGGAGUUCAUCCCUGAGAGAUGGCUUGAGCUUGGACCUGACUCCAAGUUUGCUGAUGAUGAUCGGGCGGCAGUUCAGCCCUUUUCGUACGGGCAACGCAUUUGCAUAGGAAAACCGAUGGCUUACGCGGAGAUGAGUCUUACCUACGCGAAGAUGAUGUGGUACUUCGAUAUCGAGAUAAACGACCCGGCAGACGACUGGUGGACGCCACAAGGAACAUACAUCAUGUGGGAAAAGACGCCUUUGAUGGUCAAACUAAAGCCCAGAGAAGACUUGAGGCUCUAG